GGUUAGACUAGCCUGAAAGAGAGCGAAACUCCAGCUGACAAUUGACAGGUGUCCGUCUGUGAGGAGGGAUUAUAAACCCCAGGAGUGAGCUCUCUAGCCGCACUCUGAGGCAGGGCACACAGCUGCACCACUUGGGAAACAACCUCAUCUCUGCUUUUCUUUUUUUUCAAGCACCAACAAAUUAUGGGGCUCAGUGAUGACGAAUGGAGCCAUGUCCUGGGCAUCUGGGCAAAGGUGGAACCAGAACUCCCGGUCUAUGGACAGGCAGUUAUAGUCAGACUCUUUCAGGUUCACCCCGAGACCCAGGAACGCUUUGCCAAGUUCAAACACCUGAAGACGAUCGAUGAGCUGAAGAGCUCCGAAGAAGUGAAGAAGCACGGCACCACUGUCCUUACCGCCCUGGGCAGAAUCCUGAAGCUGAAGAACAAUCAUGAACCGGAGCUGAAGCCACUGGCAAAAAGCCAUGCCACGGAGCAUAAAAUCCCUGUCAAGUACUUGGAGUUCAUCUGUGAAAUCAUUGUCCAGGUCAUUGCUGAGAAGCAUCCCUCGGACUUUGGGGCCGAUUCCCAGGCUGCGAUGAGGAAGGCCCUGGAGCUGUUCCGAAAUGACAUGGCCAGCAAGUACAAGGAGUUCGGUUUCCAGGGCUAGCGUGCACAUGAGGCGACACCUCCACGGAGGCCCAGCAGUGCAUCUUAGAAUAGCUUCCU
Molecule: messenger RNA, 707 nt
Organism: Mauremys reevesii (Reeves's turtle)
Lineage: Eukaryota; Metazoa; Chordata; Testudines; Geoemydidae
Gene: MB
Product: myoglobin
Exons: 3
Coding region: 184-648 (154 amino acids)
Biological process (GO): oxygen transport
Cellular component (GO): extracellular exosome
Molecular function (GO): oxygen binding; heme binding
Source: RefSeq, a predicted model, not a curated record